This is a messenger RNA of Coniophora puteana RWD-64-598 SS2, 963 nucleotides long. RefSeq lists its product as uncharacterized. Bases 1 to 963 code for a protein of 320 amino acids. The transcript has 6 exons. The record is from RefSeq and is a predicted model, not a curated record. Lineage: Eukaryota; Fungi; Basidiomycota; Agaricomycetes; Boletales; Coniophoraceae.
AUGGCACCCCGUCACAAGAACAACGAGUCAAUGAGCACGAGCGAUGGCCCCCGCCGUGGCCGUGGCCGUGGGCGCGGCGCUAGACAGCCCUCAGGACGUCGGGGGCGUGGCAGGGUGGCCGUCCCCAUCAGUGAUGUGGCUCUGCCCGCCGAGCACGAUGCAGCGGCGGGCGACUCCCAAGAGCGCCCUGGUGACGGUAACUCCGGCGAGGAGGAGGAGUCCUUUUCGCCAUCUGCGCUCGAAGCGUACGUGCCGCAAGGGGACAGCGAUCCUACCGAUCCAGAGAUGGAAAACGACAUACUCAGCCUUGAAGAAUUAGAAGCCUACGCCAAUGCAGCUAUGGAUUGCGCAAGUGAUGACAGCUACGCAGCAGACAUCCCGGAGGCAGCGGCAUGCGGUGAUGCCACGCCCUCGUUUUCGGAGCUAGACCGUACCACCCAAAGCGUCGCCGCAGAGCGCCAGGCAUCGACUGACUUUCAGUCUACACCAAGCGCCGGGCAAACCGAGGAGGAGCGGCGCAUCCAUGACUUUGUAGAAGGGGCUUCUCGCAUGAUCCCAAGCGAUAAUGGGCCAAACGUCUUCGCAACAAUCGGCAACGCCGAUGCAACCCCAGCUGGUUUGACAGCGAGGGAAUGGCGGCGCACGGCGUUCACCCGUUUGUUGGAGCUGCCAGACAGUGACGGCCUCACCAGGCUGAUGGACCACUUCUUGCACUCCCUCAUUCAGAACGGUCGGCCUAGCAACCCUGAUGUCCCAUUGGCUUCUGCAAAUGCCGUCCUCGAAGAAGUCAUUGGCAACUAUCGCGGAUCCACGGCCGCCAUCACAGCAACAUUGAGUAGCUUCCUGCCGCCUUCUGAAAGGCUCGGCAGUUACGAUGGUGUGCGGGACACGACGUCGGAGCAGUGGAGGAUUGCAAUUGCGUACUAUCGUAUUCUACUAGCCCUUCGGGCUACAACAAUCUAA